Messenger RNA from Funneliformis geosporum, 2208 nucleotides. The record is from the annotation of a GenBank genome assembly. Lineage: Eukaryota; Fungi; Glomeromycota; Glomeromycetes; Glomerales; Glomeraceae.
AUGCAAUCACAGAGAUCAUCGACUACUCGUACGACAUCACCUCGUACUACAUCAAUAUCACGAAAACAUUCCACCACCACCAAACAAUCACCGACCAUGAAAAAGUAUACGCGAAAUGUAAUCGAUGAAUUUAGUUUAAAUUACGUAAAUGAAGAUCAUAUAGAGGCAUUCUCUAAGGCGUUAGCGGAGGAUCCCGAACAAGACUCUACAGAGCAUAUUGCCGCUAUAACGGACUUCAUGCCGAUUAGACAAAAAAUUAAAAAGAAGAAACCUAAAGUACCGAGCGGAUUCGACGGUAUCUCUUAUCACAUUGUUAGAUUUCCUUUAAUGUUGUUUAUUUUCCUUAUCAUCACUUUUGAAUUGUUAUGUUACAUUUUGGUAAGACAAAUCGUGAACCUAUGGGAAUACUUUGUUCAAUGGAGAGGAGAGAGAUAUCGACUAAGAGAGAAAUUACGUAAUUCUUCCGCGUAUAAAGAAUGGAGAGAAGCAGCACAACAACUUGAUUCAUAUUUUCAUUAUGAUGAAUGGAAGGAUGAAGUUCCAUUCGGCGUUUUACAGAAUUGUGUAAAGAAUAAUUUUGCUGGUGUUGAAAACGUAAGUUUAUACUCUCAAACUUAUUUUGGAACAAAAAAAAUUGUUGAAAAUUAUAUCGAAGAAGUGACGGAAUCUCUUGAUUACUUGCGAACAACAAAAUCGUUGCCGUUGGAAGAGAAACGCAAAUUAUUUAAAAAUGCACAAAAAAAUUAUGGAAGAACGGCAUUGUGUUUAAGCGGGGGAGCAUGUUUUGGUUAUUAUCAUUUAGGGGUAGUUAAAGCAUUAUUUGAAGCGAAUUUAUUACCAACAGUUCUAACAGGAACAAGCGCGGGAGGUUUAAUAGCCGCUCUUAUAUGUGUACGUACUGAUGAUGAAUUGGCUCAAGUGCUUAAACCAGACUUGAGUAGACAACUUACCGCGUGUUCCGAGCCAUUGUUCGUAUGGUUAAAACGUUUAUAUACAAUUGGCGCAAGAUUUGAUGCGGUAGAUUGGGCACGGAAAACUCAAUGGAUUACGAAAGGAAGUUUAACUUUUAAAGAAGCUUACGAUAGAACUGGUAGAAUACUUAAUAUCUCCGUUAUACCUUAUGAUCCACAUUCACCUCCUAAAGUAUUAAACUACAUCACCGCUCCCGACUGUGUCAUUUGGUCCGCAGUCAUCGCCAGUGCUGCGGUUCCAGGCAUUUUGAAUCCCGUGGUAUUGAUGCAGAAAUUAAAAGAUGGAUCCAUUGUACCAUAUAAUUAUGGACAUAAAUGGAAAGAUGGAUCACUUCGUACAGAUAUACCGAUUCAAUCAUUACACAUGCACUUUAACGUAAAAAAUACAAUAGUAUCACAGGUUAAUCCUCACGUUCAUUUGUUUUUUUACGCACCGAGGGGUUCCGUCGGUAGACCGGUUAGUCAUAGGUAUGGUAGAGGAUGGAGAGGUGGAUUUUUAUUAUCAAGCAUUGAACAAUACCUUAAAUUAGAUUUAAGCAAAUGGUUAAAAUGGGUGAGGGAUUUAGAAUUAUUACCUAAAGUCGCCGAUCAAGAUUGGAGUUCAAUUUGGUUACAGAGAUUUGAUGGUAACAUAACCAUAUGGCCAAAAUCAAGGAUAUCCGAUUUCUUUUAUAUCCUUACCGACCCUAAUUAUGAAAGGUUGGAUGUGAUGAUCACAACUGGUCAACGAGUUACAUGGCCCAAACUUCAGAUGAUUUCAAAUAGAAUAAAAAUUGAGAGGGCGAUAAAAAGGGGGAGAGAUCAUGUUAAAAGAGAAGAGAGAAAGAAAUUUAGAUAUCAUAGAAGCGAAGAAACAAAUGAUGGUCAUAUUGGACAUAGUAGGACCAUGUCUUCCCCUUCAAUUGUUCAAUCCCUCAGUAAUAUCAAUUUCAAUAUCAUUAAUUCGAGUAGCGGAAGCGAUAGUGAUGAUUACGAUCAUUUCAGUCAUUUCAGUAGUGGUCAAGAUGAAUCGGAUGAAAUCUUAUUGGCCAAUGUUGGAAGUGGCAGUGAUAGUAUCUCUGCUGAUAGCGAUAGUAGUAAUGGUGGUGAAAAUUUUAGUAGGAUAAAUGAUAAUAUCAUUGAUGAUGAUGAUCUUAGUUCUCUAAAGUAUGAUAUGAUCAUAAGUCAAUCUUCUUCAUCGGAUUAUGAUGAUGGUAUUGUAACUCCCGAUGAUGGUCAAGGGUUAACGUUUUAUUGA